AUGACGACGUUGACGGUGCGGCACCGUGCGGUGUGCGCGUUGGCGCUCCUCGUGCUGCUCUGCGGCUGCUGCUGCGCCCCCUCCGUCUGCGGGGCGACGGGGGCUCCUGCUGCUGCUACGACUGCAAAGCGUGCAUCUCCGCCGGCGGUUCUGCCAAAAGAAUGGCAGCCGGUGAAUGUGUCGGUGGAGGUGUCCUGCGCGGACAGUGACAACAAGUUAAGUUGGCGCUUCUCUAGAGAAACUGCGUGGAAGAAGUGUGCGGCCGCGGUGGGAGCGCACGACUACACAAUUGUUGGGGAGGACUCUGCCGCGGAGGAUGUUGUUACCGUGGACAUCGUUUCGGUGGACGUGUCUCAGUACGGAGCAGGCGACGGCGGCGUCAGUGAGUCCCUCUGCGCCUCCGCCGAAUCGCUGUACGCGACUGCGGACUGCAGCGCGAGCUGCGACAGCGACAAGAGUGAUCAGACCGCGUUCACGAUGAACUUCCCUACGCAUGUCGGCAGCGGAGUGCACAAGAAGUGGGCGGCGGCGA
Molecule: messenger RNA, 532 nt
Organism: Trypanosoma conorhini
Lineage: Eukaryota; Euglenozoa; Kinetoplastea; Trypanosomatida; Trypanosomatidae
Product: mucin-like glycoprotein
Exons: 1
Source: RefSeq, a predicted model, not a curated record